This is a messenger RNA of Phasianus colchicus (ring-necked pheasant), 4812 nucleotides long. The record is from RefSeq and is a predicted model, not a curated record. Lineage: Eukaryota; Metazoa; Chordata; Aves; Galliformes; Phasianidae.
UCAGCUGCCUUUAAUUGCUGACUGCUCUCAGUCCCACUGCAGAGAUUUGUGUAUUUGUAUCUGCAUCCCAUAACUAUAACCUACCCUUGCUCCCUUGGUCAAAACAGGCUGAGGUGCUGAUAGCAACAAAGGGAGUUAACUCAUCCUUGGCUGAUGUAUAGUCUGGGAGAUGUAGGGAGAAAGAGAGAACAAAAGGGGGCCACACAAAUACAGAUCAGGCCAAAAGAGAGUUAUGCUUUCAGAAAGUUUAAGGAUUUAAAUGAGGGGAAUUAGGACAUACUGAAAAUGUGUGUCUGUAUGCACUCCCUCUACCUUGCAGUAGAAGUGCAGUGAUCCUUUCCAGGAGGCUUAGAGGUGUUUUGUUUGUGACCCCCUCCAAACCGAUGAAGAGAUGAGCGCUUGGGGAGGAGCUGCUGCAGUGCCUCGGUCUGUGAAAUGUUGCUGACAGCAGUGUUGUUGUCUGAUCCACAGGUCCAGAAGAUGGCAUAGGAACAUCACUGCCUUCCAGAGAGCCGGGGUCCUUUCUCGCCUCUGCACUUGGACUGCUCUGAAGCUUUUGUUUCUGGACCGAAGAAACCUGUGAGCUGCUUGCCCUGCAAACCUUUCUCUCCUAAUUCAUGAGCCAGCAGGAUGUGGUCGCUGUGCUUUCAGAACGGCUUCUCAUAGCUGCGUACAAAGGCCAAGUGGAUAAUGUGGUGCAGCUUAUCAACAAGGGUGCCAAGGUAGCAGUUACCAAGCAUGGCCGGACCCCCCUUCAUCUUGCUGCCCAUAAGGGUCAUCUCCAUGUUGUCCAGAUCUUGUUGAAAGCAGGUUGUGACUUGGAUAUUCAGGAUGAUGGGGAUCAGACAGCAUUGCACCGGGCUGCUGUUGUAGGGAACACCGAUGUCAUAGCAUCUCUCAUUCAAGAAGGGUGUGCUUUGGACAGACAAGACAAGGAUGGGAAUACUGCUCUUCAUGAAGCUUGUUGGCAUGGGUUCAGCCAAUCUGCCAAAGUGCUCGUCAAGGCAGGAGCUAAUGUCCUUGCCAAGAACAAGGCAGGUAACACACCUCUGCACCUGGCCUGCCAGAACAGCCAUUCCCAGAGCACUCGUGUCUUACUUCUCGGAGGUUCUCGAGCAGAUCUCAAGAAUAACGCAGGAGAUACCUGUCUGCAUGUGGCUGCUCGUUACAAUCACUUGCCCAUCGUUAGGGUGCUGCUCAGUGCUUUCUGUUCUGUCCAUGAAAAGAACCAGGCAGGAGACACUGCACUUCACGUGGCUGCGGCCCUGAACCACAGGAAGGUGGUAAAGCUGCUGCUGGAGGCAGGGGCUGAUACAUCAGUUGUCAACAAUGCAGGUCAGACCCCACUAGAGGUGGCCAGACAGCACAACAACCCCGAGGUUGCACUCCUCCUCACUAAAGCUUCACAGGUCUCGCGCUUCAACCGUGGAAGAAGCCUGAGGAAGAAGAGGGAGAAGCUGAAGGAGGAAAGGCGAGCUCAGUCGGUACCACGGGAUGAAGUGGUGCAGAGCAAGGGCAGUGUCUCAGCUGCUGACGACACACAGAGCAGCGACCAGCCAGUGCAGGGGAAAACUGAGCUGAAGGAUGAGCCUCGGUCAACCUCCCCAGAUCUCAAGGGGAAGAAGAACAAAAAGAAAAAGCCAAAAGAGAAGGUUUCUGCGCUCUCAGACCCCAUUUCCCCAGCUGACCAGCAGACACUCCCUCGGCCCCAGCAGAACUUGCCCAAACGCAGAAGCAGACAUCACUGCUCCUCUCCCCCUGCUCCCCACGAGGUGCGGGCCUACCAGCUGUACACCCUGUACCGGGGGAAGGACGGGAAGGUGAUGCAGGCACCAAUAAAUGGAUGUCGUUGUGAGCCCCUGAUAAAUAAACUGGAGAAUCAGUUGGAGGCAACCGUGGAGGAGAUAAAAGCUGAGUUUGGGACUGUACAAGAUAAGAUGAAUAUUAAGCUGGGCCAGAUGGAAAGCAAAACUCAACAUCAACUCCGUGUUUUAGACAAGCUUAUGGCCGAGCGGCUGUCUGCAGAGAGAACAGAGUGCCUUCAUCGCCUGCAGCAGCACACCGAGCUGGAAAAAACAGAGGGAGAAAAGCGGCAGAUUUCCUUGGUCGAUGAGCUGAAGACUUGGUGCAUGCUGAAGAUCCAGAAUCUGGAACUCAAGCUUUCUGGAGAUUCCAGGUCAUCAAGACCAAAAUCAACUCUGUCCACAUGCGAGUCUCUGACCGAGACACUGGACACUGAGAACAACCCCCAUAGUGCCAAGGAUUCCAGAGCCACCCAGCCCCUGCUGCCAGCUGAGGGCUCCCACCAGCACUCCUACAUGGCGCUCCCAAACAGCCUCUUGGAAGAUGGGGGGAGAAGCAGAGUCCCAGUGCCAGAGCAGAGCUUUGCACAGCAAUUCUGCAUUCAACAAGAUGGCACCUCAGGUGCAGAGCAACAGUUAAUUGUUGCUGGACCAGUACAAUCUUCAGUCCCUGCUCAAGAUGUCAGGCCAAAGGACAAAGCCGUUAGUGCCAGCACAUUCCAUAGGUUCCAGCAGGAGCUGCCCUCCUCUGAACUUUUGGGGUCCAAAUCAAGACAUGUUCGGGUUCAAGCUGCUUUGCAGCCCUUGACCGAACCUGCAAAGACAGAACCACAGAGCUGCUACUUCCUCAACAAAGGAACUCAGACAAAGAAAUCCAGCAAGAGUGGGCAGUCAAGGCACAAAGCUCUGCACCACGCAGGGGCGCCCCAGAGCCAGGAGCAGCAGCACUCCGUUCUGCCUGUAGGCCAGUCACCGGGCCCCGCGCUCAGAGACACCUCACAGGCACUGGAGAUUACACAGUACUUCUUCGAGGCUGUUUCCACUCAGAUGGAGAAGUGGUAUGAACGGAAGAUUGAAGAAGCCAGGUGCCAAGCUAAUCAGAAAGCACAGCAGGACAAAGCUGCGCUUAAGGAACAUAUCAAAAGCUUGGAAGAGGAGCUCAGUAAAUUAAGGACUAAGAUGCAGAAAGAAAGCUAGCAUUCACCAAGCAGGCCAAGUCAAGCAGCAGGACUCGUUUUGGAACCUGCACAGGAAUCUGGAGUAUCAAUACAUAUUGAUACAUAUUUGUAGUGCCUGAUACACCCAAGCAAAAUGCUCUUUUUUGGGGGGGGAGUAGAAAUAACUUUGAAAACUCCAGAACCAAGGAGACUUCAUACUCAGACCAUACCGAUGACACUGAGAUGCUGCAAAUGAGAUUUCUUUGUUAUUUCCCAGAGCCCGUUAAUUAUCGCACUCUCAAUUUUCAGGUGCUGCUUGGAAACAAAUUGCAUUAAAAACCAAAAUUGCUUUCAGAAAAAGGGAAUUUUCUUAUUUCCACAUAGGUCAUAUGUGACUGGGUUCCACUACGUGCUACAUGUAAAUGUGGUACUGAUACUAAAAUCAAUCCAGCAGGUCGAGAUCUUUCGACUUGGUCAGAAGUGAUUCCUCAGUGAUGAAGGGCUAUUGAUAUUACUUCAGAUACUUCCCAGGGCCUUUGGAGAGAUAUUACAGAACCAACUCACUUUACAAGCGUAAUGCAGGGGAAUGAUGCAGGUUUCCUGCUGGAGAGACCAAACUCCCAUUGUGUGAGACAUCAAGGUGAGUUGUCAUGUUUAGUAGGCUUCUGUUGUCAUGUUGCUUUUCUUUUGGUUUACAUUAUUAAAGCAAAUGCUAAAUUAGGCUGUUCUACUGGUAUCAUACUGGCAGAGCUCCCUGGGUUGGUUACACUGUUUGUUGGAGGAGUUUUGUUUAGGGCAUGGAUGACAAGAUACUUCACUGUAACUAUGCUGUACUUGUUAUGCAUAAUUGUUACAGAAAUUUCUUUUCCUUCAAGCAGCAAAUGUCUGAAUUCUGUAUUAACACUGAAGAACUCUGAAAGAAGUCCUUUAUCUAGAGAGGUGAAUGCUUGGUUCCCUGUAUGCACGUUUCUUUUCUGAAAGGUCAGGAUUUUCUCCCAUAGUCUUUGUCAAGACUUUCUGCCCUUGUUCCUCUCAAUGAUUCCGCUCUUUUUUUCCUCUUGUAUCUUUAAAGCUGGGCCCUGGUGGAUCUGCAGAUCAUAGGACUGAUUUCAAAGUUUCACAAAAUAGAACUCAACAAUGUUUUUAAAUGUUUAUGGAUGUUUUGCAACAACAACAAAAAUAAAUGAACAAAUUUGCAAUGACUGCUUUUGGCCAAGCCGAUGGCCUCCAACUUGUAAUUCACACUGUCAUUUUCAAUUGGGUUGACUAAAUUCAUCAUCUGUAUCUGAGUCCUGGUGUACUAUAAACUGGUGUUGCAUAAACUAGAGACACCAUGAACUCAUACCUGCAUCCCCGUGGGGUUUCCUCCUCAUGCCUCUGGGAAGGUUCCAUCAGAUUCUCUUGAGAUGAGUUUACUGAGUAUGUCACAGUGGAACAAUUGUACAAAACCAAUUCUGAAACAAGAUGUUACUAUUAUGCCACGGACAAAAUAAGUUGUUUUUUUUCUAUACUGUGGAGCCCUAAAAACAAUACAAAAUUCAGUAUUGAUGAUACCAUUAACAAAUCAGUAAUUAAGCUUUUUGUCAUCUUAGCAGAUGUAUAAAGCAAAGAAAAAUUGUAUCAUAUAACAAUAUUUUAAAAAAAUUCCUCUUAAUGCACUAUCAAGACAAGUGUACGUGUAUUAUGGAAACACUAGUUUGAUUGCUCUGACUUCCAUAGUCAUAUAGACACUUUCAUAUGUUUACAAUUUUGUUUAAGCUACUGUAGAAACACAGAAGCAUGCUAUUUAAGUUUUAUAUCGCCUUGAUAAAGUGACUGUUUUGCCAAGUAAUUAAAAUAAAUGUUGCUCAGAA